Messenger RNA from Aspergillus glaucus CBS 516.65, 1021 nucleotides. Its product is annotated as HpcH/HpaI aldolase family protein. Gene Ontology annotation, molecular function: aldehyde-lyase activity. NCBI's taxonomy places the organism in Eukaryota, Fungi, Ascomycota, Eurotiomycetes, Eurotiales, Aspergillaceae. The coding region runs from base 164 to 937 and encodes 257 amino acids. Gene Ontology annotation, cellular component: cytoplasm. The transcript has 5 exons. The record is from RefSeq and is a predicted model, not a curated record.
AAUACCUCUCGGCCAACCAUUGGCCCGCUACCGAACCCCGCAAAACCACCCCUCGGGGGAUUCUUUUCGCGAGGUGGGACGUCCAUUUCAUCAUCGUGUUAUUUCUCCCUCGUCUCUUCUUCUGUUUCGCACACUAUAGUAUAUACCAAUUUAGUGAUACAAAAUGCAAGCCGCAAACCGUCUCCAACAAGCUCUCCGCACCGAGCGCGGGCUCUCCUUUGGCGCAUGGCAGAUGCUUCCGGGUGCGAACCAUGCGCGGUUUAUGGCUAGGACUGGCUACGACUGGAUCUUGGUUGAUACGGAGCAUGGGAAUAUUGCUGAUUGGCAAAUGCACGAGGCCGUGGCUGCGAUUGCUGCCGAAGGAGUCAGUCCGAUUGUGCGGAUUGCUGCUAAUGAGGGAUGGAUGGUGAAGCGAGCUUUGGACACAGGAGCACAUGGUGUUGUCGUUCCGCUUCUUUACACUGCAGAUGACGCCCGGAGAUUAGUCGAGUCCGCUAAAUUCCCUCCUGUUGGACGAAGAGGAUUCGGUAGUCCUUUUGCCAUGGGUAACACAGGGAAGGUUUCCGCAACGGAGUACCUCCAAACCGCCAACGACUCGCUUCUCACGAUUGUUCAGAUUGAGACCAAGGAGGCUCUUGAGAAUGUCGAGGAAAUCGCAAAGGUCCCCGGUAUUGACGUCUUGUUCAUCGGCCCUUGGGAUCUAGGAAACAACAUUGGCCGUCCUGUCCUGGGAGAAUUCCACGAAGACCUGAGCGCUGCUAUUGACCGGAUAUACAAGGCAGCUGUGGACAAUGGUAAGAGAGUCGGUAUUUACUGCGCGGGCGGUGCAGCUGCGAAGAAGUACGCGGACCAGGGCUUCCACAUGAUCUCCGUUGUUGCUGAUGUUGUCGCCCUUCCCACAUUCCUUUCUAACGCGCUGGAAACCGCCAGCUCCUAGACCCCCCCCCCACUUUAUCAGAAGAUAAUGAUAUCCAAAUAGAGUAUCUUGCAUAACCAUCUUGUAUUAUCCACGCGUAUGCGA